CGUGUUGUAAAAAUGCCGAAAAUUAAGGGCAAGGCUUGGACAUUUUUUAAUACUCAUGAACAGGCAGGUGUAAUAUGCAAAUAUUGCAAUCAACGGUAUAAACACGGCAAUGUUAAUAAAAUGACAACUCACAUUGUUAAAAACUGUAUUAAGUGCCCACAACAUUUAAAAAAUAUUUUAAAAAACCCUAGUUUGGUGAAAUAUAUAGAUCAAUCGGUAGUAACUUGGCAAGAAAAUAAUCCAGUGAGUGUUGUGCCUGGAUCUAGUUCUUUUGAAAGCCCUGGAAGUUCUAUGUCAACAUUAUCUUCAUCAUCAGCAAUUACACCGUUUUUCGAUACUAUGGAUCCUGCGACAAAUGAAAUGCUCAAUCAACGUCUGGCAAAAGCUGUUUUCAUCAGCGGUGCGCCAUUCUCGUUAGUAGAACAUCCAUUAUGGAUCGAGUUUUUUAAAGCUAUUCGCCCCGCAUUCGUGCCUCCUUCCCGAAAUCGUUUAGCAAGAACAUAUUUAGAAUCACAGUAUGUCGAAAUGAAAAAUAAUGUUAAUUCUACAGUUAAUAAUUGUAAGCACCUACAUUUACAAUGUGAUGGUUGGUCUAAUCUGCGCAACGAACCCAUUAUAAAUUUUUUAAUAUCUACCCCCGCUCCACUUUUUGUUGAUUUUGUUUUUUCGGGGGAAAGGCGAUAUACAGCAACAUAUUUGUACAAACAAAUAGAAACAGUAAUGAAAAAGUAG
This is a messenger RNA of Onthophagus taurus, 732 nucleotides long. The record is from RefSeq and is a predicted model, not a curated record. NCBI's taxonomy places the organism in Eukaryota, Metazoa, Arthropoda, Insecta, Coleoptera, Scarabaeidae.